Dimorphilus gyrociliatus is the source of this 4532-nucleotide messenger RNA. The record is from the annotation of a GenBank genome assembly. Lineage: Eukaryota; Metazoa; Annelida; Polychaeta; Dinophilidae.
GAUUUCGGUUGUUAGCGAUAUUGAAUCGCCGAUCUCCGUUUGACUAACGCAUUUGGAUUCCUUAUAUUAACAAUUACGAAAUCAGUUGAUCAAUCAGUUAUGUCUUCUCAAGAAAAAAGUGGAAUAACAGUUGACCAAAUUCACCAAGAUGCAUUGCUUCAGAUUGCCACCCAAUACUGGUUGCCAGGAGGCGAUUCAAGAAAGCCUUUUGAUUCAGACAUUGUUGAAAAAAUCUAUGAAAAUGAAAUAAUCGGAUCAGGAUUUUCAUCGAGACGAUGUAUGAUGUUGGAAUUCAGUCAAUAUCUAGAAAAAUUUCUUUGGCCUCAUUUUGAUACAGAAAAGUCCUCGAAUGAACAUUUAAUUUCUAUAAUUGCUAUGGUUAAUGAAAAAUUUCGGGAAAGAGUACCCGCAUGGGAGCCCUUUAAACGUAAUCCAGAAAAUUUUGAGGGGUUUAUGAGAAGAGCAUAUGAACUGAGUUUAAAUGAAAAUUUAUCACCUAAAGUUCAAACUGUUAUUUUAAUUUUUCUGAUACACGCAUUCAAUAGUCUUGAAGUCGAUCUCAUUAGAGAGCAAAUACAGCGAGUCGUUAAACUAUCUAUUUGGAAGAAUUUACAAGAAAAUCGCCUUGAAGAAAUUUUUGAACAACACGCAGUUUAUAAAAAACAUUGGAAUGCGAUUCAGAAAAAGGAUGCUAAAUUGGAUGAAAAAGAAAAGAAAAACGUUGACUUUGACAGAUCCUUUCUUUUUAAUCAUGUUGAGAAGUUCCUAAACAUUCUUAAUAGUUUUCCUAAGAAAGGAGAAAUUGAUUUGGAUAAAUUACACUAUUGCGAAAGAUUCCUAGAAUUUCUGAUUGAUCUUGAAUCCCAGUUACCAACAAGAAGAUUUUUUAAUACUUUAUUGAACGACAAUCACUUUGUUACAAAAUGUAAUUUAUCCCGAUUAGUUAGGUGUGAAGAGGGGAAGCUAUUUACUCAAUUAUUAGAUAUGUUGACGUUUUACGUGUCGUUUGAAAUUAAUGAUCACACUGGUGAAGCAUUAAAGGAGAGUGAAAUGAUUGAUAUACACUAUAACAGAGUUGUGCGGUUACAGAAAGCAGCCUUUAAACACUUUCAAGAACUACGCGAUUUUUCGAUGUGUAAUGUAUCUCAAGUUCACGACAGAGAAAAUCUGUUAAGCCAUUUGAAACCAUUAUCAAAUAAGAAAUUACACGAAAUAGCUUCUUUCUUAAACUUAAUUCCUCCUCCCAAAGAAGAAGAAGAAGAAAAAGAGCAAUUUAAAACAAAAAUACUACUGGAAAUUCUUGUUUCUUAUCAUGAAAGAAGAAGAUCUCAAUUGGAUAUGCUUAACGAACUACCACUUUAUCCUACUGAACAGAUAAUUUGGGACGAAAAUAUUGUUCCUAUGCAAUAUUAUAAUGGCGAUGCUUGCCUAGCUUUACCAAAGUUGAAUUUACAAUUUUUGACUCUACAUGACUAUUUGCUCAGAAAUUUUCAUCUAUUCCGAUUGGAGUCAACUUAUGAAAUUCGACAAGAUAUUGAAUCGGCUGUCAGCCGUAUGAAACCUUGGAAAUCCGAGGAUGGCAGCGCCCAUUUCGGAGGAUGGUCAAGGAUGGCGCUUCCCUUGGAGUCGUUUGUUGUAGUCGAGGUUGCUAAGCCAAAUAUUGGAGAAAAUCAUCCAUCAAGAGUUCGAGCUGACAUAACAGUCAAUCUUGCUCUUAAACAGGAUGUUAAAAGCGAAUGGGAAAAAUUGAGGAAGCACGACGUUGCACUUUUGCUAACAAUAAGACCUACCCAACCAAUUGGUACCCAAUACGAUUUCAAAGCACCGUUUAUACCUCAAGUUGGUCUUGUUUACGUGAGAGGUUGUGAAGUUGAAGGUCUUCUUGAUGAAAAUGGUCGUAUUCUUGAAGAAGGAUUAGACAGCAAACCUAACUAUACUGAUUCGAAGAGAUCAUUUCGGGUGAAAUUAGACCCUAAUCAGUACCAGCAGGAUAUAACAGCAACCCUUGAAGAGGGAGCCGAUGAUGUUUAUGAAUCAUUUAAUGUAAUUUUGAGAAGAAAGCCAAAGGAAAAUAAUUUUAAAGCUGUUCUUGAAACAAUUCGAAGUUUAAUGAAUACUGAAUGCGUUGUACCAGACUGGUUGCAUGAUAUAAUUUUGGGAUAUGGGGAUCCUGGAUCAGCACACUAUUCAAAAUUAUCAGACUUCAUAGAAAAACUGGAUUGGAAAGACACUUUUUUAAGUUUCGAUCACUUAAAAGCAUCUUUUCCGGAUCAUAAAAUUACCUUCAAAGACGAUGCAUCAGAAAAUGAUAUAAGUCCUCCUUUCAAAUUAACUUUUCCGAGACGUGACCCUUCAGCUGAAAGACCUGCUAAAAGAUCAAAAAGAAAGACUAACACUAAUGACGAUGAUAUAAAAGAACUUGUUGUUGAGCCAUAUACACCUCUUAAUCAAGGACCAUAUCCGUACAAUAAACCAAAGAGUAACCAGGUUCGGUUUACACCGACUCAAGUAGAAGCUAUCAAAUCUGGAAUGCAACCUGGGUUAACUAUCGUUGUUGGUCCACCUGGUACAGGUAAAACCGAUGUUGCUGUACAAAUCAUCUCAAAUAUCUAUCAUAAUUGCCCAAAUCAACGGACACUAAUAGUUACUCAUUCUAAUCAGGCUCUGAAUCAACUCUUUGAGAAAAUUAUGGCAUUAGAUAUUGAUGAACGCCAUCUCUUACGUUUAGGUCAUGGUGAAGAGUCUUUAGAAACUGAUAAGGACUUUAGUCGCUACGGGCGAGUUAACUAUGUAUUGGCAAAACGAAUUGAACUGUUAGAGGAAGUUGAAAGAUUACAAAAAAGCUUGGAAGUUCCCGGAGAUGUUGCGUACACUUGCGAGACUGCUGGUCAUUUUUACCUCUACCAUGUCUACUCUCGAUGGGAGGUGUUUUUAGAUAAGAUUAGGAAAGCUCAAGAAAAAACCCCAGAAAAAAUAAUAGAAUAUUUCCCUUAUCACAAAUAUUUCUCUAACGCUCCCCAACCACUCUUUAAAGGUGUGAACUUUGAAGAUGAUAUGAAUAUUGCAGAGGGUUGUUUUAGGCAUAUCCGUAAACUAUUUCAGCAGUUAGAGGAGUUCCAAGCUUUUGAAUUAUUACGAACAGGCACAGAAAGAGCAAGAUAUUUAUUAAUAAAAGAAGCAAAAAUAAUUGCUAUGACUUGCACUCAUGCCGCCUUAAAACGAUUUGACUUAACAAAAGCUGGAUUUCAAUUUGAUAAUAUACUUAUGGAAGAAGCUGCUCAGAUUUUGGAAAUCGAAACAUUUAUUCCUCUCUUAUUACAAAACCCUGAACACGGUCAUAAUAGACUGAAAAGAUGGAUAAUGAUCGGGGAUCAUCAUCAGUUGCCACCUGUUAUUAAAAAUAUGGCUUUUCAAAAAUUUUCCAAUAUGGAGCAGUCACUUUUCUCAAGAUUAGUUCGUUUAGGUGUUCCAACUGUGGAUCUUGAUGCUCAAGGCAGAGCUCGCUCAUCAAUAUCGUCCCUAUAUAAGUGGAGAUACAAAAAAUUAUCCGAUCUUCCUCAUGUUCAUCAGCACCCAGAAUUUUCCCUCGCGAAUUCUGGUUUCUGUUUUGAUUAUCAAGUAAUAAACGUAGAAGAUUUUCAAGAUGUCGGUGAAACAGAGCCGAACCCCUUCUUUUAUCAAAAUUUGGGUGAAGCGGAAUAUCUUGUUGCAUUAUAUAUGUAUAUGCGAUUACAAGGAUAUCCAGCAGAAAAAAUCACCAUUUUGACAACUUACAAUGGUCAAAAGCAUUUAAUCCGUGAUGUAAUAAAACAGCGUUGUGAAGGAAAUCCUCUAUUUGGCUUACCAUCUAAGGUGACAACAGUGGAUAGAUAUCAGGGACAACAGAAUGAUUAUAUUCUAUUAUCUUUGGUUAAAACUAGGAAUGUUGGUCAUAUAAGAGACGUUCGCCGUUUAGUUGUGGCAAUGUCGAGAGCUAGACUGGGUUUAUAUAUAUUUGCUCGUGUUGGACUCUUUCAAAACUGUUUUGAACUAACUCCAGCAUUUAAUAUUCUUUUGAAAAGACCAACUCAGUUACAUCUCGCUCCAUCUGAAAAAUAUCCAUCAGAUCGAAAGAAUAACGAAAAACCACCUGGAGAUAUAUUUGUUGUUCAAGAUCUUACCCAAUUGGCUAAUUACGUUGUCGAACUAUAUAAACAUAGAGUUAGAGAGCAUAGUAUUCAAAUGCAAUCCCAACGGCAAGUGCAAAAUACGAAUGUCGCUGAAGUUCAGAAGAUUGAUGAAGAAGAGACGAAAAAAGAAGACAAUCCAACAACUGAAACGACGAUAGACAACGAUGCCGACCGACACGACAAAUGAAUAAUUCAAGUAUAAAGUAUUCUUAAGUAAAUUCACAUUUUCGUCUUGUAAAUUAAUAUAGUACUGUUUUUCCAUUCUAUCAUUUUCUUAUUUGUGGAACUUUCUAUUGUUUGUACAUAACUCUGCAACUAUAUAUUCAGUUUACAAAUAUAUUUACAGAUCUAAUAAAAUAUCGC